This is a messenger RNA of Corylus avellana, 1557 nucleotides long. Its product is annotated as RNA-binding protein 1. Gene Ontology annotation, biological process: regulation of translation. Gene Ontology annotation, molecular function: mRNA binding. The record is from RefSeq and is a predicted model, not a curated record. NCBI's taxonomy places the organism in Eukaryota, Viridiplantae, Streptophyta, Magnoliopsida, Fagales, Betulaceae.
CCUUUCUGAUAAAAGUAGCUCUCUUGCUAGACAAGUUCUCUAGGGUUUUAGGGUUUUGGCCUUGGGGGCGGAUCAAUGGACUCUGAUGAAGCCAAGCUCUUCGUCGGGGGAAUCUCUCGGGUGACAAGUGACGACACUCUGAAGAGACAUUUCGAAAAGUACGGCACCGUAUUGGGCUCGUCAAUUGCGAAGGACCGGGUCACCAAGAAUUCUAGAGGGUUUGGAUUCGUUUGGUUUUCUGACCCCGCUGCAGCUGGUCAAGCCCUUCAAGACUCGCAUGUUAUACAGGGAAAAACGGUAGAAGUGAAAAAAGCAAUACCCAGAAGUGAACAACAACACCAAAACCAACCACAGAAUAGGGGAUUGAGUAAGAGUAGUAGUACUGACAAUGGCGAUAAUCAGUUUAGGACUAAAAAGAUUUUUGUAGGGGGUUUGUCAGCUAGUCUAACUGAGGAGGAGUUUAAGAAUUACUUUAAGAGGUUUGGUAGGGUAACAGAUGUAGUGGUCAUGCAUGACAGCACAACUCAUCGGCCUAGGGGCUUUGGCUUUAUCACCUUUGAUUCGGAGGAAUCCGUGGAGAAUGUUAUGCAGAAUAGCUUUCAUGAGCUGAAUGGUCGGCUUGUGGAGGUCAAGAGGGCUGUGCCAAAAGAGGCAAAUAACGGUAGUGACAGUGGUUUUAACACGAGAAUUGAGGGUGGAAGAGGGUCUCCUGGCAGUUACUCUCCUUAUAGUCUCAGAUAUUGGAUUCUUCCCGGAUAUGCGCCCUUUCCUGGGUUUAGUGGUGGUGGGGGCUCCCUUUAUGGAGCAAGUAUGUAUAGUGGUUGGUAUCCUACAGGCGGAUCUGGUGGUGUUGGUUCUGUGGUUGCUCCACUUGCCCCUAGAAAUCCAUGGUAUGGCCCCAGGGUGAUUGGUGCUGGGGCUUUCCCGUUGCCUCAUGGCAGUGCUUCCAUUUAUCCUGCGUACUUUACUGGGGGGGUUGGAGGUAUAGGUAUGGCUGCAGGUGCAUAUAAUGGGAUCGUUGGGCAUAGUGAAUUGGAAAGCGAAUCUGGUUCUUGGUGGCAAUGAACACGUUACACGUGCCAGGUGAUGCAACACCACCUCGUGUUUAAGGGUUAAUGUCAGCUGCUGAAUCUUCAGGUUUGAAGGGAAGCAAUGGUGCUACUUUUAGCAAGAAAGCCUAAAGAAUCUAGAUGGAUGAUUUGAGCCUAACCCUGUAGGUAAUUCUAGUCGAACUCUCUGCACCUAUUUGGUGGGUAUUGAGAGGUUAGUAAAUAUGUUUACUGAUGGGGCUGGGUGAUUAUUUGUCAUUGUUUCUUAUGGUACGUAGAUUAAACCAUCAUUGUUCAGAUGUCCUUAUUGGACAUGCUGCUUGCUGUGUGUCAUCUCCUGCUUUAAUGAUUCAUUGGUACAGGAUUGUGUCUUCUGUAAUAUAAUCGCAUUCAAAAUCCAACUCCUUUGUGUUUUUCUUCUCUAACUACAUGCUAGAAUAGUGAAGUGAUUGUGAACUAAGGUUGAAUGUAAAGCACUUGCAUGCUCAUUAAAAUCAUUUUUAUUUGU